This is a messenger RNA of Nicotiana tabacum (common tobacco), 1369 nucleotides long. Its product is annotated as epoxide hydrolase 1. Gene Ontology annotation, molecular function: catalytic activity. The record is from RefSeq and is a predicted model, not a curated record. Lineage: Eukaryota; Viridiplantae; Streptophyta; Magnoliopsida; Solanales; Solanaceae.
UUUAAAUCUAUCAUCUUUAACUGAGCUAACGGUGUAAAGAUUUAAGUUAAACUCAUUCCGAAAAGCUUAAAUACUAAUACUCAGAAAAAAAGGAAGGAAUGGGAAAGUAGCAGCAAACAGGGGAAGCAAGAGAGAGACGGAGGAAAAUGGAGAAAAUACAGCACAAAAAUGUAUCCAUUAAUGGUAUAAACAUGCACGUAGCAGAAAUCGGAGAAGGCCCAGCAGUUGUAUUUGUACAUGGCUUCCCUGAACUAUGGUACUCAUGGCGCCACCAAAUGUUGUACCUUUCUAACAAAGGCUACAGAGCCAUUGCUCCUGACCUUCGUGGCUACGGUGACACUGAUUCUCCACCCGAUGCUACAAAUUACACUGUUUUUCAUAUUGUUGGAGACUUAGUUGCUCUUUUAGAUGUUCUGGGUCUAGACCAAGUUUACUUGGUAGGACAUGAUUGGGGUGCUCUAAUUGCUUGGUAUUUAAGCUUGUUUCGUCCUGAUCGAAUUAAGGCUUUGGUUAAUCUAAGUGUUGUAUUCCGUCCUAGGCAUCCUUCGCGAAAACCGGUGGAUAGCUUGCGAGAGUUGUUUGGCGAUGACUAUUAUAUGUGCAGAUUUCAGAAACCUGGGGAAGUGGAAGAGGAGUUUGCUUCAGUUGAUACUGCAACAGUCAUUAAGGGAUUUCUUUCUUCACGUGAUCCACGCCCACCUUGCAUUCCUAAGGAGAUAGGCUUUCAUCAGGCCUUAGCUAAGUCACCAGCGACAUUACCCUCAUGGAUAACAGAAGAAGAUGUGCAUUAUUUUGCUGAGAAAUUAAAAAAGACAGGCUUCACUGGAGGAUUGAACUACUACCGAAAUCUGGACAAAAACUGGGAGCUUACAGCACCAUUUAGUGGAUGCAAAAUUCAAGUUCCUACUAAGUUUGUGGUUGGUGAUCUGGACGCGACGUAUCAUGUUCCUGGAACCAAGGAGUAUAUACACAAUGGCGGUUUCAAGAAAGAAGUGCCUAAUUUGCAGGAGGUUGUUGUAAUGGAGGGAGCUGGUCACUUCAUCAACCAAGAAAAGCCUGACGAAAUAAAUUCCCACAUUUAUGAUUUUAUUCAGAGGUUUUAAUCAACAGAGUCCCUCUUUGUCUUUCAGGUUACUGCGACUUCAUCACUUGGAAUAAGCAAUGACACAGUAUACACUGUAAUGUUACCACUUGAAUGUAUCUAUGAUUGAUACUGCAUUUUACCUUUCUACAAAUUACUGGAGUUCUUGGCAGAAUUUGAGGUGUACUUGUUGAUGUUUGUGACAAAACAAGAUACCCAAUCAGAUAAUGUGCCUGAAAUUGAAAACUUGAUUGAUGGGAAAGAUGGUAUUUGCCUCUCUGUUUAUAA